ACACAGUAAGACAGAGAGACUGAGAGAAGGUGGAUGGGACUGGAAGAAGUAGAAGAAAAAGGGAAAGAAAACAAGUGUUAAACCGGAUAAAAACAAGUAUGCCGAACUUCGCAGGGACCUGGAAGAUGAAAAGCAGUGAAAAUUUUGAAGACCUCCUCAAGGCCCUUGGGGUGAAUGCCAUGCUAAGGAAAGUGGCCUGUGCUGCGGCCUCCAAGCCUUCGGUGGAAAUCCGUCAGAACGGUGAGCAGUUCUACAUCAAGACCUCGACCACCGUCAGGACCACAGAAAUCAACUUUCAGAUAGGACAAGAGUUCAACGAGGAAACUGUGGAUGGACGAAAAUGCAAGAGCUUGGCCACAUGGGAGACUGAAAAUAAGAUCAACUGUAAGCAGACACUGUUGGAUGGAAAUGGCCCGAAGACCUACUGGACCCGAGAGCUGAGAGGGGAUGAGUUAAUCCUGACGUUCGGAGCGGAUGACGUGGUGUGCACAAGGAUUUAUGUGCGGGAAUGAGCCCCAUGAGAACCAGAUGAAGAAAUCAGUCAGCGCUCACAAGAGUGACAUUUCAUUUCCAUGUUACAUUACAGGGCUUUUUGUACCAAUUUGUAGAAACCUGUGGAUUAGCUUUCUUACCCAUACUGGACCAUGAAUCGUAUAGACACAUGUAAUACUACUUAAGCGCUAUUCAUUCUAUAUCUUGUCAUAUAUUUCUUACAUUUUUUAUGUUCAAUUGGUUUGUACUAGUUUCAUUAAAAGUAUGAUAAAUAA
This is a messenger RNA of Tachysurus fulvidraco (yellow catfish), 767 nucleotides long. RefSeq names its product cellular retinoic acid binding protein 1b (gene crabp1b). Gene Ontology annotation, biological process: fatty acid transport. Gene Ontology annotation, cellular component: nucleus; cytosol. Gene Ontology annotation, molecular function: fatty acid binding. The transcript is spliced from 5 exons. Lineage: Eukaryota; Metazoa; Chordata; Actinopteri; Siluriformes; Bagridae. The record is from RefSeq and is a predicted model, not a curated record. The coding region runs from base 99 to 512 and encodes 137 amino acids.